Messenger RNA from Lactuca saligna, 303 nucleotides. The record is from the annotation of a GenBank genome assembly. NCBI's taxonomy places the organism in Eukaryota, Viridiplantae, Streptophyta, Magnoliopsida, Asterales, Asteraceae.
AUGUUCGAUGAAGAUAACACAUCUGUUGGUGCUCUUCCAAUUCUGACAUCAUUCAAGUCAGUACAAAAACCCUCCUCUUCCAAACCGGUAUAUGAUUUCGCUAUUUUCUCAUCCUCCUCUAAACAAGAAGAAGUAACACAAGUUGAUGCUAAUGAUCAAGGCAUUCAAGGGAAUGAAGCUGAAACCAAUCCAAGAAAUCAAGGCAGCAAAACCAAGACAAAUACCUCUCCUUCUAAAUCACUUGAUGUCAAUGAUUGUGAUUAUAAUGAUAACAAUUCUGAGAGUUCUACCUCGGACACCUGA